Messenger RNA from Sorex araneus (European shrew), 2314 nucleotides. It is a transcript of the gene PIANP, whose product is annotated as PILR alpha associated neural protein. Gene Ontology annotation, cellular component: membrane. Lineage: Eukaryota; Metazoa; Chordata; Mammalia; Eulipotyphla; Soricidae. The transcript is spliced from 6 exons. Bases 434 to 1285 code for a protein of 283 amino acids. The record is from RefSeq and is a predicted model, not a curated record. Gene Ontology annotation, biological process: regulation of immune response.
GGAGUUGCGGGUGCCGGGGCCGGGGGAGCGCCGCACGCAGACCCCCGGGCCCGAGCGGGGCCCGGCUCCCGCGGCGCGGCAGCGGGAGGGUUAAGGCGCGCGUGGCCCCCGGGCGGGAGCCGAGAGGCGGGGACCCGCGUUCGCCGCCGAGCCCGGCCGAGCCGAGCGCAGCCGAGCCGAGCCGAGCCGAGCCGAGCCGAGCCGAGCAUCUCCCGCCGCCGCCGCCGCCGCCGCCGCCGCCCAGCGCCCGGGGCGCCCGCCCCCCCCCCCGCCAGCCCCCAGCCCACCCCGAUCAUGCCCCGCGCCCCACCCGCGGACGCGACCCCCCAGCCUCGCGCCGCCCCGAGCGUCCGCAGCUGCCGCGCCAACGCCGCCGCGCGGGACGUGCAGUAAAGGGUGAGGAGCUGGGGCGCCACUGAGGAGGCUCUCGGACAUGGAGUCCAGGAUGUGGCCGGCGCUCCUGCUCUCCCACCUCCUCCCGCUCUGGCCCCUCCUGCUGCUCCCCCUGCCCCCCACUCAUGGCUCUUCCUCCUCCCCACGCAGCCCCCCCACCCCGGCCCGGCCCCCCUGCGCCCGGGGGGGCCCCUCGGCCCCGCGCCACGUGUGCGUGUGGGAGCGGGCGCCCCCACCCAGCCGCUCCCCUCGGGUCCCCAGGUCUCGGAGGCAGAUCCUGCCGGGCACCGCGCCCCCUGCCACCCCGUCGGGCUUCGAGGAGGGGCCGCCCUCGUCCCAGUACCCCUGGGCCAUUGUCUGGGGCCCCACCGUGUCCCGGGACGAUGGCGGAGACCCCAACUCCGCGAAUCCCGGGUUCCUGCCCCACGACUAUGGCUUUGCGGCCCCCCACGGGCUGGCCACCCCGCACCCUAACUCCGACUCCAUGCGGGGGGACGGGGACGGGCUGAUCCUCGGAGAGGCGCCCGCCACGCUGCGGCCCUUCCUUUUCGGGGGCCGCGGGGAAGGUGUGGACCCCCAGCUGUACGUCACCAUCACCAUCUCCAUCAUCAUCGUGCUGGUGGCCACCGGCAUCAUCUUCAAGUUCUGCUGGGACCGCAGCCAGAAGCGGCGUAGGCCCUCGGGCCAGCAGGGCGCCCUGAGGCAGGAGGAGAGCCAGCAGCCACUCACAGACCUGUCCCCCGCGGGGGUCACUGUGCUGGGGGCCUUCGGGGACUCGCCCACCCCCACCCCUGACCACGAGGAGCCCCGAGGUGGAUCCCGGCCUGGGCUACCCCAGCCCAAGGGGGCGCCAGCCUUCCAGCUGAACCGGAUCCCCCUGGUGAAUCUGUGACGCCCUCCUGAGGUCGGGGCGCAGCCAAGCAGGAGGCCAAAGGGGCGAGCACAGCCCCCCCAGGGCGGAGCAGCUGCGGGAGGGGCAGGGGCGGCUCCACUCCUGUGCCCCCCCCCCACCCACGGGCCCCCGCGAUCCUACCCGCCCCCUCCACUAGGUGGGGCCCUCGCCUCUAUGUGGCUUCUGCCCCCCCACCCCGCACAUUCAAGCCUUGCACACUCCCGGCAUCGCACCCCUCAGGCCCGCGUCCUGUCCCGUGUCGCGCUCUGCCCCAUGGCGGGGAGGGGGCUCCCGGGGGCCUCGGUCCUUCCCGCCCGUGUCCUGGUGUCCGUGUCGUGCUCCCAUCGCUCAUGAGCACCCCCUCAUCCGGCUUCCGCGGCCCCUGCAUGCGGCCCCCAGAGAGGGUGGGAGGUGAGCUGGGGGGGGACACUCCUGGUACCCCCCGUCUGUCAUCGGCCCGUCCCUUGGCCUGUGUUUCCCUUGGGGCGCCCCCACUCCAUCCCGUUUCAGGGGCGCUGUCAUGACCCGGAGGGCUCCCCCGUGGGAAGGGGGGGUAGUGAGGCCCCACCCCCGCCUCCUCACCCGCCCUGGCUGGAUUCUGUUGUCUGAGGGGGGCUGCUGGGGGGCUGCCUGCUGCACUAUUUGAGAAAGGGGCUCCCCUGUGCCCGUCCCUCCCCCCCGUCUGUCCUGUCAGUGUGUGUCUCUGGAAUUCGGAACCCCUGAGCCAGUUCCCCACUUCCCAGCCUCCCUUAGGGCCCCCCCACACACUCCACUUAGGCUGCCGGGGACUGGACCCAGCGGUUCAAGGCCAUUAGGAGCACCGCCUCCCCCUCCCUGCUCCCCGCCUCCCUCCCCCCUGCCGGCCCCUCCCACCCCCUUCCUUCCUUCCUCCUUCCUUCCUUCCUCUCUCACCUGGCUCCUAUGCUGUGAUAUAUAUUUUUGUAUUCUCUCUUCUUGUGGUGAUAAUCUUGAAUUCUUGUGGGAUGUAAGUUUCCAACUUUUCCAAUAAAGCCUUUGCAAGAUACCCAG